AUGGUCCUGGCUUUCCAGUUAGUCUUCUUCACCUACAUCUGGAUCAUAUUGAUACCAAAUGUUUGUGCUGCUUCUAACAUCAAGAUGACACACCAGCGGUGCUCCUCUUCAAUGAAACAAACCUGCAAACAAGAAACUAGAAUGAAGAAAGAUGACAGGACCAAAGUGCGGCCUCAGAAAUAUGAGCAACUUCUCCAUAUAGAGGACGACGAUUUCGCAAUGAGACCUGGAUUUGGAGGGUCCCCAGUGCCAGUAGGUAUAGAUGUCCAUGUUGAAAGCAUUGACAGCAUUUCAGAGACUAACAUGGACUUUACAAUGACUUUUUAUCUCAGACAUUACUGGAAAGACGAGAGGCUCUCCUUUCCUAGCACAGCAAACAAAAGCAUGACAUUUGAUCACAGAUUGACCAGAAAGAUCUGGGUGCCUGAUAUCUUUUUUGUCCACUCUAAAAGAUCCUUCAUCCAUGAUACAACUAUGGAGAAUAUCAUGCUACGCGUACACCCUGAUGGAAACGUCCUCCUAAGUCUCAGGAUAACGGUUUCGGCCAUGUGCUUUAUGGAUUUCAGCAGGUUUCCUCUUGACACUCAAAAUUGUUCUCUUGAACUGGAAAGCUAUGCCUACAAUGAGGACGACCUAAUGCUAUACUGGAAACAUGGAAACAAGUCCUUAAAUGCUGAAGAGCAUAUGUCCCUUUCUCAGUUCUUCAUUGAAGACUUCAGUGCAUCCAGUGGAUUAGCGUUCUAUAGCAGCACAGGUUGGUACAAUAGGCUUUUCAUCAACUUUGUGCUAAGGAGGCAUGUUUUCUUCUUUGUGCUGCAAACCUAUUUCCCAGCCAUAUUGAUGGUGAUGCUUUCAUGGGUUUCAUUUUGGAUUGACCGAAGAGCUGUUCCUGCAAGAGUUUCCCUGGGAAUCACCACAGUGCUGACCAUGUCCACAAUCAUCACUGCUGUGAGCGCCUCCAUGCCCCAGGUGUCCUACCUCAAGGCUGUGGAUGUGUACCUGUGGGUCAGCUCCCUCUUUGUGUUCCUGUCAGUCAUUGAGUAUGCAGCUGUGAACUACCUCACCACAGUGGAAGAGCGGAAACAAUUCAAGAAGACAGGAAAGAUUUCUAGGAUGUACAAUAUUGAUGCAGUUCAAGCCAUGGCCUUCGAUGGUUGUUACCAUGACAGCGAGAUUGACAUGGACCAGACUUCCCUCUCUCUAAACUCAGAAGACUUCAUGAGAAGAAAAUCGAUAUGCAGCCCCAGCACCGAUUCAUCUCAGAUAAAGAGAAGAAAAUCCCUAGGAGGACAUGUUAGUAGAAUCAUUCUGGAAAACAACCAUGUCAUUGACACCUAUUCUAGGAUUUUAUUCCCCAUUGUGUAUAUUUUAUUUAAUUUGUUUUACUGGGGUGUAUAUGUAUGA
This is a messenger RNA of Pongo pygmaeus (Bornean orangutan), 1404 nucleotides long. It is a transcript of the gene GABRR3, whose product is annotated as gamma-aminobutyric acid type A receptor subunit rho3. Gene Ontology annotation, cellular component: membrane. NCBI's taxonomy places the organism in Eukaryota, Metazoa, Chordata, Mammalia, Primates, Hominidae. Gene Ontology annotation, biological process: monoatomic ion transmembrane transport. The transcript is spliced from 9 exons. The coding region runs from base 1 to 1404 and encodes 467 amino acids. The record is from RefSeq and is a predicted model, not a curated record. Gene Ontology annotation, molecular function: extracellular ligand-gated monoatomic ion channel activity; transmembrane signaling receptor activity.